AUGUCCCAGCAACAGGUACCUACAGACAAUAGAACAGUUAGUCAAACAAUAACUACGACAGCUCCUCCCGUUCUAAGGUUGGAAGCAGGACAGCAAGACCGACCAAGAGUCACCUGGGAUGAAAGUGUAAUUGAUAAUGAAAAUUUAAAUCGAAAGAAAACCAAAAUAUGUUGUAUUUACCAUCCUACUGAUGAAGAUGGAAAUCAUGAAUGUGACUCCGAUAGCGACUCGUCAAGUGAUUCAUCUGGUGACGAGGCAGACAAACCAAAUAACAAGAAGCUGGAAAAGAAGAAUGAUCAGAAUAAGAAAUCAAAGCCAAAUGCCUAUGAAGUGCAGCCAAAUUAUACAAAUCGAUCACAUGUUCCACGGAAUACAUAG
This is a messenger RNA of Candida tropicalis MYA-3404, 378 nucleotides long. Its product is annotated as type 1 protein phosphatase-activating protein. Gene Ontology annotation, cellular component: nucleus. The record is from RefSeq and is a predicted model, not a curated record. Gene Ontology annotation, molecular function: protein serine/threonine phosphatase inhibitor activity; protein phosphatase 1 binding. The transcript has a single exon. Lineage: Eukaryota; Fungi; Ascomycota; Pichiomycetes; Serinales; Debaryomycetaceae. Bases 1 to 378 code for a protein of 125 amino acids.